ACAGCUAAGUAUACCAUUCAAAACACAAGUCAGUUGAAUAUGAAAAGGUCAGUUGAAAACAUUAGAUUACCAAUGUCCGAUUCAACCGAUCCCCACUGCUCCACUUCUAAGUCAAAUCUGAUCAAGGUUAACCAUGUAGGUGUAACGGCCAAGAUGCAAUCGCCGUUAAAGAAGAUAUUGCCACGGAUGAAUUCGUCCAGUGAUUCGGAUGCUUAUCAAAACAGCCAAGCUCGAUACAAUAUGUUCAAGGAUAUGGGUGGUGGCGACAUGACCGAGUCCACGGCUUCUGCCAGCUCUCCACAUACUCUCUAUGAGAUGCACGCCGAUCCAGAUAAGAGUCUACUUAAUCAGUCGAAGCAUAAGCCGCAGAGGAUCGAGUUCCAGCGAUACUCCAAGAGGCGUCCACAUGUGAUUAUACCUACAAGAUCUGCUCCCAAAUUAAAGAGUCGUUCGAAAUCCCGUAAGGCAUCGCAGGAGACGAAGCAAAAAAGUGGUUUCCUGGCCCGUUUGGUGGAAUCUCUCGACAAUAUGUGCAAAUGCCAGCCGCAGACACAGAAAGCUAUUCUAGAUGACCUACCGGAGCCGCAGUGGAAUCGCAAGGAAGCUAAUCGUCACACAUGCAUCGGUAUUUAUCCCUUUGAGCAUGGUUGUGCAGAUUAUCUAAGUACCACCGAUACUCAUCCGAAAAUUAAUGCCAUUGUCCUGGCGGAUAGAGCCACCACCUAUGCCACCCACUUUUGGGCAGAACUCUUCGGAUUGCUCCAUAUUGCCGUGGCCUUUGUGGUGGCCUUCAUUCUGCAGAGCUACCGAUUUGUUUUGUACUCUCUGGUGAAUACCUUGUUCGUUGGACUUCUCGACAUGACCUCGGAUUACCUAUUGAAACCCUUGUUGACUAUGCUCUUCAAUGGUUACCUUCAGCCUCCAUUGAUCUUCCUAUAUAAUAUCUUGUGUUCUGUGAGGGAUAUCCUCGAACCGGUGGCCAAUACCCUGAAUAACUUUAUGAAACCUCUGGCCACCGUGGGAAAUAGUCUACGAAUGGUGGAUGUCAACUAUCGCCAGAUCCAUAAGCAGACCAAGGAAGUUUGAUAUUAGUUAGCGUUCUUCAUUUUAAAUUGUAUUGUUUUUGUUCUGUUACUUUGUUAAAUUUUAAAUAAAUUGUUCUAUAUUGUUGUUUUA
Molecule: messenger RNA, 1176 nt
Organism: Drosophila eugracilis
Lineage: Eukaryota; Metazoa; Arthropoda; Insecta; Diptera; Drosophilidae
Exons: 1
Coding region: 40-1086 (348 amino acids)
Source: RefSeq, a predicted model, not a curated record